CCCUGGGCUAUAACCCACCAGAUCGCUCGAUUUUCCGCCAUUCGCCAAAUUGCUAAGACUCAGGCGCGUGUGAUACCUCUUCCCUCUUUUAAAUAAAUUUAAACAAUCUUAGAAAACAAUCUCGGCCAAAAAAUCUACUACGACAGUUGAGGUGCCGCUAUGGAAGUUGUGUCGCCUCUGGGAUGCCACGAUCUCCGGCCGCUUCCGGCGUCGACGAGUCUCACCCACGGCGCUCAUAUUCGUAGUCGUCUUCCUCCUCCGGAGAGACCUACCAGAGGUCCUUCCAGGUUCCCCGCCAAAAAGCCUAAACCUUUCAGAGAGAGAGACGCAUUCCCUUCCUCUCUCCCGCUCCACUCCAAGAACCCACACAGAAUCUACAGAGACAUCCAGAGAUUCGCCAGACAGAACAAGCUCGAAGACGCGCUCACGAUCCUCGACUACUUGGAUCACAGGGGAAUCCCAGUCAAUGCCACCACCUUCUCCGCCCUUAUCGCCGCUUGCGUCCGCCGCAAGUCGCUUCCACACGGAAAGCAAGUCCACGUUCAUAUCCGCAUCAAUGGGCUCGAGAGAAAUGACUUCCUUCGGACAAAACUCGUUCACAUGUACACUGCCUGUGGGUCCUUGGAGGACGCCCAGAAGGUGUUCGUCGAAAGUACUAGCUCGAGUGUCUAUUCCUGGAACGCUCUGCUCAGGGGAACUGUGAUAUCGGGGAAGAGGCGGUAUAACGAUGUGCUAUCUACAUUUACCGAAAUGAGAGAACUUGGGAUUGAUUUGAACGUUUACACUUUCUCUAACGUGUUCAAGAGUUUCGCUGGUGCAUCUGCGUUGAGACAGGGACUAAAGACGCAUGCUCUUGUCAUCAAGAACGGGUUACUUGAAAGUUCCUUCCUUAAGACUUGUCUCAUUGAUCUGUACUUCAAAUGCGGCAAAGUGAGGCUCGCUCGUAAGGUCUUUGAUGAAGUUAAAGAGAGAGAUAUAGUGGUGUGGGGAGCAAUGAUUGCUGGGUUUUCUCACAACAAAAGGCAACGGGAAGCUUUGGAGUUUUUCAGGAGGAUGGUAAGGGAAGAGGGAAUUUAUCCAAAUUCAGCUGUAAUCACGAUGAUUCUUCCGGUACUGGGGAAUAUUGAGGCACAGAAACUGGGGAAGGAGGUGCAUGCUCACGCAUUGAAAUUUAGAAGUUACAUGGAACAGCCGUUUAUUCAUGCGGGUCUUAUUGAUUUCUACUGCAAGUGCGGGGAUAUGGUGUCUGCAAGACGGGUUUUCUACGGAUCCAAACAGAGAAAUGCCAUUUCUUGGACAGCUUUGAUGUCUGGGUACGCAUCAAAUGGAAGACUUGAUCAAGCUUUGAGGUCAGUUGUCUGGAUGCAACAAGAAGGCUUCAGGCCAGACGUCGUCACCAUUGCUACCGUUCUUCCAGUUUGUGCAGAGCUGAAGGCUCUGAAACAGGGAAAGGAGAUCCACGCUUACGCUUUAAAGAAGCUGUUCUUGCCAAAUGUAUCUGUAGUGACUUCCCUGAUGGUGAUGUACUCAAAAUGCGGUGUUCUAGAUUAUCCGGUUAGACUGUUUAACGGGCUGGAACAGAGGAAUGUAAAGGUUUGGACUGCAAUGAUCGAUUCCUAUGUGGAAAACGGUCAUUUAAGUGCAGGGCUUGAGGUGUUCAGAUCGAUGCAGCUUUCAAAACAUAGGCCGGAUUCUGUUGCAAUGGCUAGGGUUUUGACUGUAUGCAGUGAACUCAAAGUUCUAAAGCUGGGGAAGGAGAUUCAUGGACAGAUCCUGAAAAAGGAUUUUGAAUCCAUCCCAUUUGUUUCUGCCAGAAUCAUCAAGUUGUAUGGACUGUGUGGAGAUUUAAAAAGCGCAAGCUUUGCUUUCGGUGCGGUCCCUGUGAAGGGUUCCAUGACAUGGACCGCCAUUGUUGAGGCAUAUGGAUGGAAUGGACAGUUCAGGGAUGGGAUAAACCUUUUCCAGAAGAUGAUGUCUGAAGGCUUCACUCCAAAUGCAUUCACAUUCACAACAGUUUUAUCUAUUUGCUGCCAAGCUGGGUUCGUGGAUGAAGCUCUUCGCUUCCUCAGUUUGAUGCUCCAAAAGUAUGGUUUACAGCCAUCAAAGGAACAAUACUCGGUUGUUGUUGAACUUCUCAAUCGGUUUGGUCGCGUUGAAGAAGCACAAAGACUUGCAAUGAUGAACACCUAAUGUCUAAACAUUCUCGUAUUGCAUCUCCUGUUUUGUCUGCAAUUACUACUUUGUGUUGAUAGGAUACUGAUCCACUCAGUAAAGAUACAUUUGAAACUUACGUUAUCUGCUCAGAAUGUAAACGCACAUGAACAAUUAGUAAUUUCCCUCGCA
Tarenaya hassleriana is the source of this 2343-nucleotide messenger RNA. RefSeq names its product pentatricopeptide repeat-containing protein At1g71460, chloroplastic. Bases 160 to 2190 code for a protein of 676 amino acids. The record is from RefSeq and is a predicted model, not a curated record. Gene Ontology annotation, molecular function: protein binding; RNA binding. Lineage: Eukaryota; Viridiplantae; Streptophyta; Magnoliopsida; Brassicales; Cleomaceae. The transcript has a single exon. Gene Ontology annotation, biological process: RNA modification.